This is a messenger RNA of Neodiprion virginianus, 5981 nucleotides long. It is a transcript of the gene schlank, whose product is annotated as ceramide synthase 6. The coding region runs from base 312 to 1442 and encodes 376 amino acids. Gene Ontology annotation, biological process: ceramide biosynthetic process. Gene Ontology annotation, molecular function: DNA binding; sphingosine N-acyltransferase activity. Lineage: Eukaryota; Metazoa; Arthropoda; Insecta; Hymenoptera; Diprionidae. The transcript is spliced from 7 exons. Gene Ontology annotation, cellular component: membrane. The record is from RefSeq and is a predicted model, not a curated record.
UUCAUGGACGUCGAACAGCUACGUAACGGCUUGGUAACGGCCAUCGCCACCCUACAAGUUAGGUAUGCGUCAGUGUGAAAUGUGGUGAAGUAGUGGUUCUGCGAGGCGAGAAAUUUCUGGGCGUCGUAAGGCUAAGCAGCAAGAGUGUGUUGCAAUAAGGAGGGACUUGCCGCACGUAAAAAUACACGUCGCGGUUCGUUCAAUGCCGCAUUCUGCCUAAGUACACUAUAAAGGAGCGAUACUGCCCGGCGCGAGUUUAACCUCAACUCUAGUACUCUAUAGAAGUGCAAAAACAGUUUUCACACAACACGAUGGAGAUCCUGCAAAAUAUUUCAGCGGGAUUUUGGUCCCCUGACAUUUGGUUGCCGCCGAACACGACGUGGGCCGAUCUCACGCCCACCGCAGACAACAACUUCCUAGAUUACAGACACUUGAUUUUCCCCAUAAUAAUGUCCAUCGGUAUGCUGGGCUUGCGAUACGUCCUCGAACGGUUCUGGUUUGCUCCGUUUGGCAAAUCGCUAGGCAUAAAAAAUACAAGACCAAAGAAAGCUUCACCGAAUGUGAUAUUAGAAAAAGCUUACACCGGAAAGAAGAUAAAACACAAGCAGGUGCUCGCCUUAGCAAAACAGCUAGACUGGUCUGAGCGACAAGUUGAAAGGUGGUUGAGACUCCGCAGAUCCCAAGACAAGCCUUCGACGUUGACAAAAUUCUGCGAAAAUAGCUGGAGAUGCUUGUACUACACUUAUUCUUUUACUUUCGGUCUGACUAUAUUGUGGGACAAGCCCUGGCUAUGGGAAAUAAAAAAUUGCUAUUACAAUUACCCCUUUCAUCCCGUCACUAGCGAUGUAUGGUGGUACUACAUGGUCUCAAUGGCGUUUUACUGGUCGCUAAGUUUCUCGCAGUUCUUUGACGUCAAACGAAAAGAUUUUUGGCAAAUGUUCAUUCAUCAUAUUGCCACUAUAAUCCUCAUGUGCUUUUCAUGGAUCGGAAACUUGACCAGAAUUGGUUCUCUAGUCCUAUUGGUGCACGACUGCGCUGAUAUAUUCUUAGAAGCAGCAAAAAUGGCAAAGUAUGCUAACUACCAAAAAUUAUGUGAUUUCAUAUUUGUUAUCUUCACCAUCCUCUGGAUUGUUACAAGAAUGGGUGUUUAUCCAUUCUGGAUUAUUUACAGCACAACGAUAGAAGCACCAAAAAUUGUGCCUAUGUUCCCUGCGUAUUUCAUAUUUAACGCGUUGCUAAGUUUAUUACUUGUACUGCACGCGAUAUGGACAUGGCUGAUUUUGAAAAUCGCGUACAACGCAUUUUACGCUGGACAGAUGGAAGGUGAUAUACGGAGCAGUAGUAGCGAAGACAUAUCAGAUUCCCUGAUGAAUUCUUCCACCACAAACAACUCGAACGAACCUCAAAAAGUAAAAGUAAAUCAAAGGGAAAAGCAGCAUUAAAAAGAACAAACAUUAUGAUUACAGAGAAAAGGAGCUGUAAUCGAGUGUUUGUAUGACUUUUUGAAAAUUACAAUGAUGCAAAAUACAAUACGUGAACUCGUGAUAAUGUAGAUUUAAAAAAUGCCAGCUUAUCUAAUGGCAGGAGCGUCUGAACUACAUCUCAUUGCAUUUAUUGUAUAUCUAGGUACAAAGAGAGGGUAAAAUUUAACUACAUUUUUAUAUUCAUAGUUCAUGAUGAAGUGAUGCGGUAAAAAAAAAUCAAACACUUUUUUCCUAAAGAAGCUGGAAAUUAUUUAUUUAUAUUAAUAAAUAUAAGGCAAAAACAAAAGAAAUAUUUACUCCUGGCACGAGCUGACCCAAAGAAAAUUAAUAUUCGCUCAUUUUAUAUUACUUAAAUUUUUAAUAAAAAUGUUUGUUCUUUUUUAGCAUGAAAUAUUUUAUUUUCAAUGUUAAAAAAUGGCGUAACACAGUUCUUAACUCUCUAAUCACACAAUUUUUCUCUUUCCAAUCUUCCCACAUUCAAAUUACCUCAAAGUACAAAAAAUAAACUAUCCCUGUAAAGGUAAACCUUGACAUUUUUUUUUUUCACUCUUUCCAUCAACUUAGACAGGCAUUAAAAUAAAAUCCAUCAUUUCUUACUUUAAAUAUUACCUAAGUAUUCGUAUGUAUAGCACAGUAUGAGAUAUAUGUAUAAAAUUAAUUGCUUACAGUAAAAUUGAACAAUUUAAAUCCAAUACUCCUAAUUCUAUAUUUGUAUUUCAGAAUUCUUUCUCAGAAAUGUCGAGCUACGAACAAAUCUAUGCAGCUGCAUAGAUAUACUAAAUUAUUUUUAAAGUGUAAACUGAUUAAGUAAUUGGAAAAACUCUGACAUUGGCAUUUAAAUGUAGAUAAGAUCAGCAAAAAGAAAAAAGAAAGUAGUGAGGCUUGUAAAAUGGUAUUAUUAAUUUUAAUGAACAUAUAUGUAUCGCAAAUAACUCCGUUGUUUAUGAUCUACUGUUAUAAUUUUGUAAUUGGAUAUCAGGAAAGCAAUGCUUUGUGAAAUCCAUUUACCCUCCAACUUGUAGAAUAAACAUGAGAUAAAAAAAGUAUUUAUAAACGCGUAGGUACAACUCAAUCAAUAUGUGGGAAAAAAAGGACGUGUAUAUAAGUAGGUAAUACUUACGAACAAAUAUAUCUUCUUGUCCAGCUUGGUUAUCAAUUUUGAUUGAAAGUAGCCAAGAUUUCAAAAUCUUGCUACGUAAUCAUUAUUCAAUUAGUCAAGUGUACGUUAGUAUUCAUUAAUACGACGAGUAAUAAAUAAAGUGGGGGAAGUGGGGAAAACAAUCGGACAAAAAGUUUCCCAAACAAUUUCAAAGCUACUGUAAAACGUUAUAUUUGAAUAACUUUUAGGGUAUUACCGGGGACUUGUUCUAGCUUGAAGUAAAAUGAUUCGUUUCAUCUUUGCUUAUCACCGGGUAAUGCCAGGACGUGUUGUAGCAAUUAUGUUUAGGAAUACAUAUACAGAGCCUUGCAAUAACCGGAAUCUUUGAAAGGUGUCGUUAAUUUUGAGUGCAUACAGAAUAUCAAAAUAAUUUCCCUUACUAUCUGCAUAUUUGAAAAUUUUCGGCCGUUCAAAUUCAAAUUAGCCGUCCCAGUUUACAAUGCUUCAAAUGUAAGAUUACAAAGUUAUCGCGACUAUACUAUGUUUUCCCGCUUGAUAUAACGCUUGUUGAAUCGCUUAGUCGUUGAGUUAUAUUUCAAAUUUACAAAGUUAUAUCAUUAAUAAUUAGGAAUGCAGAACAAAAAAGUAUAAGUUGAUUUAUACAUUAUAGUAUGCACGACUGCUUUGUUCAAAGUUCCCUAAAAGAACAUUAUGUUAUAUUACCCAUAAUAAUAAUAAUUAUAAUAUAUCACAAUGUAAAACAAAAUACUUUUAUCGCACAGCUAGAUGUAACACACAAGCUGUAUACAAUAUAUCGACAUUUACCUAUAUAACAAUAAUACAUUAUAGAAGACUACAAAACAUUUUUGUACAUCAAAAAGUUUAUUCCAAUGAGAAUUAAAGAAACAAUUUUGUCCGUGCAAAAUGACGAAGAUAAAAUAAUAAUGAUAAUAAUAAUAACAACAGAACAUUAAAAGCCUCAAAAAAAAUAAAUCCACGAUGCCUCAUUACCUUUGCGAUCAAAUUUAUACCAGCAACCGUGAAGAUAAUCGAAUAAUUGUGGAGAAUGAGACUGGAAUAGAGGAAUGCUGUAAAAAUUUUGCAGGUACGUAAAACGAAGAACCAAACAACCGCGGGUUGAUUUUUUGAAGAAUAAAUUGCAGUAGUGCAAUAGUCAAUCAAAUAUAUAUUUCUUGUCUAAAUAUCUCUAAAAGUGUUGUAUACAUCGAAAAAAAAUGAUUAAGGUUUAUUCAGAUAUUUUAUAAUAAUUAUUACGUACAUUAUUAUGUAUAGAAUUGUAUUAAUGAUUAAAUUUUACUGUUACUAAAAUAUUACUACGUAAUAAUAAUAAUAAUGUUAAUAUUAUAAAUUUGCAACCGUAAUACAUACAUAUAUACAAAUAAUAUGGAGUAUACUCCGAUCUAAAAUUCAUUUCCUGUUUAUUAUCGUUACAAGUUUUGUAUAAUUUACUUCCAUACUUUUUUGCCCGCGGAAUCAUUACAAACCUUUCAAAAUCUGUAAUAUAAUAUAAUGCACCUAUCUACUAUAUUCGUUUUUUUAAUUUUCAAGUUUAUCGACAAUGAAAAAAAAACGCGAAUAUAUAUCCCUUCAACUUUACCUUGUUCAUUUUUCUUUUUCGUCUAAAUACUAUUAUCGAAUUAUUAAUAACAUCAAUGCGUAAUAACAUAUUAUCAUGUCUGUGCACAAACGGGUAACAAUCACAGUAUUAUUUCUUAAAUCGUUCAUAUAAUAAUGCAUUAUUACUUACAGAGUUACUCAUUUUAUUUAUUAAUAUAUAUAUGCAUGCGUGUGUGCGUGUGUGUACACACACACGCACACAUAUAAUAUAUAUAUCAUGAUUUACAUUAUUUUAUACACUACAUAUGCGAGUUAAAAUACGGUAAGGCCUCGUACAACUACGGCUUGAAUAUUUUUAAAACAUUUCUUUCAUAAAAAGGGUCUGAAUUGUUUGUGGAAAUUUCUGUUAAGAGGAAAGAAACGCAGUUUAAGAAUGAAUCCUGUCCGCUUAAAGUCGACGAUAGUUAAUUAUUAAAAAAUAACAAAAAUAUAUUACUAUAAAACCCUCCUAUGUAUAAUACUUGCAAUAGGUUUACAAAAGAUUUUCGGUUUCUAUAACAUCUCUUUUAUACUUCAUCGAAGUAUGGUGGAAUAAUAUUAAUAAUAAUAUUAAUAGGAUUAGUUUUCUUUAAAAACUAUCAAUAGAAAUCAGAGCUAGGCAAUGCAAUCGCACCAGUCUCGACGUAGCUUUAAUUUGCAUCUAUGAAAAAUUCAUUGGUUGAUUAAUCAAUGCUUAAAAAAAUUCAUUUUCAUUUGAACAAUUGGUAUUCUUCACUCGUCGAAUAGAUAUUGUUGAAUGCGUUGUAUAAUAUUCCCAGACAAGUUUGGAUAUUUGAAAAAUUUCUCUUCUAUCAAUCGCUAUGCUGUUUAACAUCGAUUAUUCCCUGUAGGCACUUGUUAAAUAUUUGCCAGUAAUGAAACGAUGAAUUAUCAUUAAAAGAGUGUCAGGCUGACCAGAUUUUUAACUUCGAGCUACUGUUUCUAGCAUCUCUAAUCCAUUUUGGCGUGUGUUAAGAAUCGAUAGAUACGUUUUAAUAAUGAAGAGUCUCGACUGAAAUGUGAUAUGUUUCGAUACCGUUUCAUUAUAUUCUCCUUUUCACUCUCUAUCAUUGUAUUUACCUACGCACAAAAAUAAUAUGUUAUUAAUAAUUUACAAUUAAUUUGCAAUUGCACUAUUGUGAUAAUCGUUUAGUGUUGAAUUUAUUUCGGAAAUAUGAACAACGGACAGCGCUAAUGAUUGACUUGAAAAAUUUACUCUUGAUAAAAGUCAUGUGGUUGGUGAAAACAUUUCUAUUUCUAUUCAUAAUAUGCACGAUUUUCAGCUAGUACUAGCAGGCUGCAUCUUCAUGCUCUUAGCUCUGCGUUAAGGAAAAAUAUUCACCACUUCGAUAUUAUUAACUCUUAGAAAAGAAACAAAAAAAGAGAGAAAGGAAUCAAAAUUCGAUAAUAUAUAUGUAUUAUAUAUAUGUUACAAUCGUAUAAAAUUACGCUAAACCUAUAAUAGUAUAUGUAUAUUAAAGUUGAUAAAAUUUCAUAAAACUCUAUAUGUAGAUAUAUCUUCUUUUUUUUUAAAAUAAUCCUCUUCUAUUCACUACAUCCACGUUUCCAUAAUUUGUCCUUCUCUUACUUUUAUUAAUUCUCUGGGUCAGACAUCAGAGCAACCAGAUCUAUGUACAUUUAAAAUUGAUCAAUCGAUUAAUCUUCUUGUUUGUCGACACUUUGCUCAUACACAUUCCAUGAGAAGAGCUCGCCAUACCAGUGAAAAAAUUGCACUUGACUAUUCUAUUGUGAGACACAAGUCUUAUUCUCAUGCGUCUGUA